UCAAAUUUACAUAUUUUUUUCCCGAGCCGGCCGUUUGAAGGCCAAAGGGGUUCUUGAUCUGCACUCUUCUGCUUGAUGACCUUCCUAUUCUGUAUCAUCAAGCACAGAUCGGCAAUCAGCGGCUGUUCAACCUUCACCGUAGGUGAUGGCCGAGGGGCGUUUGAUGUACGCGGCUGAGGUUUAUCUUAUUUGUCUUUUCUGAAGCUGCAGGCACGGGCAAUACUCCUUAAUCCUUUCUUUCUCGUCGUGUCGCCUCACCCUUUCUCCCCUCCGGCCGCAUAUUGACUUUGUUGGCUUGUUGGGAAUGUCGAUCACUGGAGAUCCGGUAUGGGCCGGGAAGAAGCCCUCGAAGAGACUUGGAGGAAUGGCGGAAGCCCUUUCCAUCGCUUCUGAUCUAGGUUUUUCUAUACCUCCUGUCGAGGAAGAGCUAAAGUCUUCAUCAAGCUCCUCUGGUGACAAAAGUGAUGAGUUGAUUAGGGUUUUAAGAGAGCUUACGGUUGUUCAGAGAAGCAUUGCGAAUUUGCAAGUAGAACUUCAAGGAAGAAAGGAUGAUAAGAAUGUGGCACAUCUUACACAUGUGAGUGAGAUGGAGAAGAAGUGCGAGUCCUUGGCCAGAAUUACAGCGAUACUGAAAGGCGUUAUCCAAAAUAAGGAUCGCAUUAUUGCUAGACUUCAACAGCCUUAUUCCUUAGAUUGCAUCCCAGUGGAAGCUGAAUAUCAGAAACAAUUUUCAGAAUUGCUGCUGAAGGCAGCAAGUGACUAUGGAGCUUUAACUGCAUCAGUUGCUGAUUUCCAAUGGAGCCAGAAUUUUAGGGAAGCACCGUCAGUAUGGGGGGAAAUGCUUCGACCAAUCCCAGUAGCUUUGGCAUCUUGCACUCGUUUCUUUGAGGCAAUGUCUGCAAUGAGGGAGUCAUUUGUAACCCUUCAAAAUCACCGAGUGGGUCCCUCGUCAAGACCAAUGACUCCAAGCAACUCUUCCACUGAUGAUUCUAAGUACUACACUCCUUGACAUACAUAAUUAGAGGGCAACAAGUAAAUUAAUUAUGGUUGCAUUUAUCCAAAUUUGAUUUUUAGUACAGUAGAAUGUCUGUGAUUAGUAAGUAACACGUCAGUUUGAAUGUGGGACCCAGCGGUGGAAGUUUUAUUUGCCAUUUUUAAAAGUGUGAACUACAUUUUUGUAUCCUUAGGAGUAUCUAAUUGAUUCCAUUAAGAUGAUCAUAAGAUAUGUACAAUGAGUUUGAUACACAUUUUUAAGUGUUCUUGUAUGAUAGAUUGAUGCAGCUUAAAUAUGUGUUAUGAAUGAUUGUUGAUAAAUGCAAGACGAUCAUGAUGUGCUCUAA
Dendrobium catenatum is the source of this 1340-nucleotide messenger RNA. RefSeq names its product AUGMIN subunit 2. Lineage: Eukaryota; Viridiplantae; Streptophyta; Magnoliopsida; Asparagales; Orchidaceae. Bases 305 to 1009 code for a protein of 234 amino acids. Gene Ontology annotation, cellular component: mitotic spindle microtubule. The transcript is spliced from 6 exons. The record is from RefSeq and is a predicted model, not a curated record. Gene Ontology annotation, biological process: spindle assembly; microtubule organizing center organization; microtubule nucleation.